UGUGCAUGACUGGAGCUCUCACUAGCGCUGCUAGUGGACAAUCAAACCUACACACCCACCUCCAGACACACUCGCAUUUCUCAUUUCUUACUUCUAGUCUAAAUUAGAUAGCAAGACGUAGUGUCGGAGCUCACAGAUCGCAAAGAAUUAGUUUUAAGUACUAGCGGUAGUUAAACAGUCAAUCUGAAAUUCAACAUGGAGUCCCCUCCAGAUCCAGCGAGCGACCCGGGCAACAGCGCCUCGGAGCCGGCUACCCCGGUCAGGGAAACCCCGGUAAACCUGGAGACGCUCCGGAAAGCGGACCAUCCAGCCCCGGUUCGAAGGCAGACCUGUUCAAGCACCAACAGAGGUAUCUCAGUAACAAAGAAGACACACACUUCUCAAAUCGAAAUAAUUCCCUGCAAGAUCUGUGGAGACAAAUCAUCAGGCAUCCAUUACGGCGUGAUAACAUGUGAAGGCUGUAAGGGCUUCUUCAGGAGGAGUCAGCAGAGCAAUGCAGCCUACUCCUGCCCCCGUCAGAAGAACUGCCUGAUCGACCGCACCAGCCGCAACCGCUGCCAGCACUGCCGGCUGCAGAAGUGCCUGGCAGUGGGCAUGUCACGAGAUGCGGUGAAGUUCGGCCGAAUGUCGAAGAAGCAGCGAGACAGCCUGUACGCUGAGGUCCAGAAGCACCGGCUGCAGCAGCAGCAGCGUGACCACCAACAACAGCCGGGAGAGGCGGAGCCGCUCACACCAAACUAUGGCCUCUCAGCCAAUGGCCUCACAGAGCUCCAUGACGACCUCAGCGGCUACAUGGAUGGUCACACCCCUGAUGGCAGCAAACCAGACUCGGCGGUCAGCAGCUUCUACUUGGACAUCCAGCCAUCUCCUGACCAGUCAGGCCUGGACAUCAACGGCAUCAAGCCGGAGCCCAUCUGCGACUUUGCCCCCGGCUCUGGCUUCUUCCCUUACUGCUCCUUCACCAACGGAGAAACCUCCCCCACCGUGUCCAUGGCUGAACUAGAGCACCUGGCCCAGAACAUCUCCAAGUCACACAUGGAGACAUGUCAGUACCUGAGGGAGGAGCUGCAGCAGAUGACCUGGCAGGCCUUUCUGCAGGAGGAGGUCGAGAGCUACCAGAGCAAGCCCCGGGAAGUCAUGUGGCAGCUGUGUGCUAUCAAAAUAACAGAGGCCAUUCAGUAUGUGGUGGAGUUCGCCAAGCGCAUCGACGGCUUCAUGGAGCUGUGUCAGAACGAUCAGAUAGUGCUGCUGAAAGCAGGCUCUUUGGAAGUUGUGUUUGUCAGAAUGUGCCGUGCCUUUGACUCGCAAAACAACACAGUCUAUUUUGAUGGAAAGUAUGCCGGACCUGAUGUGUUCAAGUCAUUAGGCUGUGACGACUUGAUCAGCUCCGUCUUCGAGUUUGGGAAAAACUUGUGUUCUAUGCACCUGUCUGAGGAUGAGAUCGCCCUGUUCUCCGCCUUUGUGUUGAUGUCUGCUGACCGGUCUUGGCUCCAGGAGAAAGUGAAGGUGGAGAAACUCCAGCAGAAGAUCCAGCUGGCCCUCCAGCACGUCCUGCAGAAGAACCACAGAGAGGAUGGUAUACUUACAAAGUUGAUAUGCAAAGUGUCGACACUGCGAGCGCUGUGCAGUAGGCAUACAGAGAAGCUUACAGCUUUCAAAGCAAUAUACCCAGACAUUGUGCGUGCCCACUUCCCCCCCUUAUACAAGGAGCUGUUCGGAUCAGACUUUGAGCAGUCCAUGCCCGUUGACGGGUAGCAGCCCUGCCAGGUGCCAGUGUGCCCACCGUAGGGGAAUGUGGAGGAGGAAUCUGAGACACUUUAUUGGUGCCCUGCACAAACCAGAGCGGACAGAUGGCACGCUGUUCAACUUCUUCUUUUACAUUGGAGGGGAGGGCUUAGGGAGUUGAUUCUCAAGGUUUACUUUAUUGAAUUUAGUUCUCUUUGGAAGACUUGUGGGACACGACACCCCAUGGGACAUGAAGAGGAGAUAGGGACAAAUAAUUUCUGUCUGGUUGAACUUGACCCUCUUUUGCGCAUUUCUAACAUGGAUCUCGUGAUUCACAUCACUCAUUCAUUCAUUCUCACCAGUAUUUAUUGCAUCGCUAUUAUUAUGAUUUACCUGUGCACCUGACUUAUAAUUGUAUAAGUCACUUUUGGUAUUAAAAUAUCUUCAUUUAUAAGACAACAUCAGUGUUAUUUUUCAGGUUACAUUCCCAAAACAGUUUUAGCAUUUUCACUUUCAAACUUAUAACCAAUAAUCCUAUCCCUAUAAAUGGAAAUAAACAGCUGAUAAAUGCGCACAUUUUGGUCAAGUUCAGCCCCUUUUCUCUUGUGUUCAGUCGUAUGUUUUGGACGCAGUUCUUGGAAUGAAACUCACAGCGACAUUGAGGGAGGGUCUGUCGGCAUGGUGAUGCAAUCGGCACCUCUCUAUGGACAAUCGUUUAAAAAAAAAAAAAGAAACAUAGAAUUCUGGUAAUUCUAAUGAAAACGCAAUGAUUUUAGCUGUCAAAGACUCCAUCCACCAUUGUUGCAUAGUGAAAUCAUGUAAGGCCAUCUGCUAUUAAUCCUUCUCUGGACAGGUGCCCUGGAGAAGCACAGGGCACCAACACAAUGAAAAGGGUCCAUUCCACCUGUUUUAUAAUGUACUACAGGGUAUAUGGUCAUAAGUACUUACUAUACAGAAAAAAGUAAUGUUUAUAGAAUCUAUUUUAAAUAACAUGUAUGAUAUUAGUAGUUAGACCAUUCUUAAUUGUUGAAUUGAUAAGGCACUUUUAUUUACACCUUUCUUUAAUUUAAGACUUGUAUAUUUACCUAGUGAUGUGUUGCAUGUGCACAAGAAAUAUAAGUUGAACCAUGGUCACAGAGGCUAGUCCUGGGAGCUGCAAAUGAUACUGGUCUGGAAGUGUAAGGACUGUCUGUUAGGAUUGCUGGCGAGGCUGCUGGUUGGUGAACAAAGAGGCAUGGAUGAGAAGGCAGGUUGAAGGAGCUCAAUCACCUGUUACCUCAACAUGCAUGACACCUGUCAAAAUGUAGCUCUGAUACUCCUUUUAGGGAGGAUGCACAUAUAUAAUAACAGGCAACAAACAAAAGGCUUUCUUUGUCUUUGUUUAAACGUACCUGGAUUUAUCAGCAUUUAAACUUGUUUUCUUUAAAAAUGUAGGAAAAGCGUUUGCAAAACACUUUUUUCUGAUAUAUUCUAAAUAUUUGGUGCUGAUUUUACUUUGAAGAACCUCACUUAUUAUGUAAAGACAGCCACAAGGAAAAAUCAAACAUUAUCUCAACCAAGCUUCGCAAAUCAACAUUAAUAGCCGGACGGGAAAGAUCCACACAUAGACUGUAAUCCAAUUGUUCCAUCUAGUGGAAGGUAAAGAAACAGCAAGCCGCCUCAUGACAAAGAUACAAACUUAAAAGCACAUUCAUGAGCCUCUGUCAAGAUGUUUAAAGUAUUUUUUUCUUGUCGUUUUUGAGUGACUUUAUCUGCCUUCUCACCACAGCCUCGGCCUCCGCAACGCCACAACAGGACACAGAAGGAACAGUGAAGGGAAAGUGAAUAUUCAAAGCCUUGUCUGGUAGUAAAGCUUCUAUUUUUGUAACAUGUUUUGGUUAAUGAACUCAUGAAAGAGAACGAGGGAGAGAAAAAGAUGUCAGGUAGCACUUAACUAUAUUCCUGCAAUAAUUAGACUAGCUGUUGUUUGUAUGAUUAGGGGAGAAACAUAAAAAUGGUAGGACAAGUGCUAUUUUCAGAAUGCUUUGUUGUUGUGCUUCUGUUUUGUUGAGUGUGUCUUUCUUGUCAGUGUGGUAGUAAAGUGGUAGAAAAAACCCUGGAUGUGCCAAACAGUAGUCGUUGCUUCCGCUUUCCAGUCUACUCGUCUAUAAUGUAGAAUGGAUUCCUAAGACAUUCCAGCAAUCUCAGUAGCGGCUUCUAGAAAUAUCUUUGAAAAAAAAAGAGCAAAAAAAGAAAAAGAAAAAAAUGAUAUCCCUUUAGAAACCCAACAAAGCAUGUUGAUACAUCUGUCACCAACCGUAACAUAGAAUCCAGUUGUUUGUCUUUUGUUUUCUGUUUGCACACUAUCAUUCCUCUGCCGUGCAAUUUGUACAAGGCGUUAAUGCCUUGUGCUGUCACCCCUCAGGGAAGAGUUUCUUUUGCGCUUUCUGUUUGAGAGGACAUUUGUUUGUACUCAUUAGGUUUAGUUUGUGUUUUUGUCAGGGAUGUUCCAUGAGAAGUGGUUGAGAUUUAACAUUUGAAUAUUCAUCAGAAUUUUACAUUAUUGAUGUCCUUAAGGGGCCCCCAGCCACACAAAGACCACUGUGCCCCUAUGGUCAGGUUCAAGAAAAUCUCAUUUGUAAAAAACAAAAAACAAACCCCAUCACUUUUACAAACCGCAGUUUUAUUAGCACACAGCAUAUUCCUGUCACAAAAAUCUGUUUUGGUUUCAAACGGUGUCAUCAGGGUCUUUAAAAAUGAUAACCCUCUUUGUUAGAAAAACCAAAUAUUCUUAUGCAAUACUAAAUCUGUUGUGUUUGGGUUGUAGUAGAUAUGCUGUACCUAAGUAAUAAUCUCUGUUAUGAUCCAAUGCUAUUUUGGAUAUGCACAAGCCCUCUACGACUAGUAAACCUCAGUCUCCCGGCAAAAGAAACCCAGUCUGGAACACUGCUAGACAAUCCAGGUUGAGAGGCCCAGUGGCCCCGGCAAGAGCAGCGAAAAGAGGAUGAGGUGUGAACGCUCAGGGAGGUAACAGGUAGACCGAAGAAGCAGCUCGCUUUCCUCUGGACAGUUGCAUUUGAUUAGCUCUUGUGUGAAUUUAUGAGGUCGUUAAAAAAAGAAAAAUCUCUUCAAAGCACUCGAUUGAUGAGAAGAGGUGGCGUAGCACACUAAACAUGCAGUACAGCACUUAACUGUUCAGAAAGCAACUAAUAAGAGAUGGAGGUUUGGCUGAUAUCCUGUUAUUUAUUUGCAAAAAAAAAAAUUAAGUUUGUUUCUUGAAAAUUAUUCUUAAGCUGUUUUAAUAUCACUUAAUGGUCACGUAAAACAAUUUUGCUCAAAUAUGAUCAGCUAAGGUCUACCACCAAAAUGUUUCUUCUCUCAUGAAGUGGAAAUUUUUUUGUCAUUCAAAUGGCAUUUAAUGUGUUCUACAAUAUAAAACAAGCAAUAUGCCUUGUGUUACAAUUACGGGUCUCUACAGUGCAGUCAUCAUCCUUUUUUCAUUCAGCUGACUCACACUGAUGACGUUUACUCUCAGUCUAGAAACAAAAGCCCCAUUGCUCUGUUUUGAUCAUAUGUAUGGUUGAGAUAUUGGCAGAAUAGCAGGAACUGGUAAUCAAACACAUGGAUACUUGUGUCUAACUAUAAACUGCGCCUUCACACGGGCCUGUAAAGUGAUGUCCUUCUGUAUAUUCUCACUUGAGAUAUCCCGCUUUAAGUAGGGGUUGAUGCUAAGUGUGCUAUUCAAUCAGUGUAUAGUAUACAGUAAAAUGUGCUGGUCCUUCUGUCUCUGCUCUGUUAUCUGUUUGUAAAAAGCAAAAGUGAGUGUGUGUGUAUGUGUGUGUGCGUGUGUGUAUGUCUUUGUUCUCACAAUGUGUGAAUAAAAUAAACCCCAGACAAGGCUUUAAUAAUUACAGAGGAACAGGGUUAUGUGGGUGAGGAUUUUAUUUUGGACUUUUAAAAAAUAAAGAGGUUUUUGGAAAUGCUGAGCUUGAUCCAUCCAUAAUAGGUGUAGGUUUUAAAAAGCAUGACAUAAUGCCUUCGACAAUUCAUAGGUCUGCAGAAUGCUGUGAGGCGACAUUGACCAGCUUCACAACAAAAAACAUGCUUCGCUAUCAGUUCAGAUGGCGCGGCUGUGGCCCCAGCUGAAAGGAACUGAGAUGAAUUUGUGACUAUAAAUUGUAAAAAUGAGUCUUCUCUGGCCUUAAAUUGUGAAGAUUAGUGUUAUGUCACGCUUAAAGUUGUGCUGGAGUGUCAGUGUGUUACCCAGAAUUAUGAGUCAGUCGUCACAUUUUAACAGAACUCAUUUUCCAAAGCACAGCUGAUAAGGAUUUAUGAUUAACAAUAAGUUUAAGAAUAUAGUUUUUAAAAAAAUGAAAAGCAACUUUUAGCCAUAAUCGAAUGUCAAGCAAUAAUAUAUGUCUGUGUAUUAUUUUUGAUUCUUUUGUGCAUAAUAGUCUUUGAACAUCUGCAUGUAAAUACACCUCUUAUUUAUCACUUUUUGGUUUAUUUUGUUGAUUUUGUGGAUGUUUUUAUGUUUCAUCUGUAUAUUUGACCGGUUCUGUUCCCAGGUGGAGAACUAAGAACUUGACAUGGCCUGUAUGCUGUAUAUCUUAUUUUCACACUCUUUCUCUCUCCCUCAUUCUCAGCUGUUUAUUCACCAUAUUUAAUGUUAUUAUUGAUCACAUGUAUAAAGGUAGCUUUGUAAUUUCUGUCUGUAUAGGUAAGAGGAAAAUACUGCUACUAAGGCCUACCCAGUGAAACUAUUUAUCUGUUUAUCAAUGACACCAUAUUGUACGAUAACUCUGUUUCUAGGUUGCUUCCCUCCUUUAGGAUUAGUUUGAUAGAGAUAGGGUGUGCUGACAUUUAUUUUGUGUUGCCCUGAUGUGUGGUGUUAGGUAAGUUAAUUUUGUGAACAAAGUAUUAAUUCCUAAGCCUGGCCACCCUAUUAGUCCAUUCAUUUCAUUGCAUAUUAAUGUAUUAUUGAUAUUAGGACUCAAUAAAUAAUAAUGAUAAUGAAAAUGAUAGUGGUAAAAUUACCCAGACAGUACCUGUAUCAGUGUGCUAGUCUUGGGAUAAGGCACUUAUUUCCUUCUGACUUAUAGCAAAGCUAGUAUCUGCUAAUUAACAAGCUAUUUAAGGUUGCUUUUCUGGUUUGUGGGAAAAAUGAUAAUAUUCAAACUGAAACAGCAGUAUUGUGUUUUUUUUUCUUUGUCUGAUUGUAAAAACCACUCACUGAGGCUAUAGUUUGUCAGGUUUUAAGAUACUAAAUAUUUACCUCUCUUGUGUCUGCAUAGUUCUUCACCUGAUGCAGGGAAGUGGUGCUUGGAUUUUAUUAAACAGAGCCUCAGUAUGCUUUUGUUAUUCCCCAUUUUAGACUAUCCUAAAACUGGUUUCUUCAGACCAGUAGCGUAAAAACCUCUUGCACCACAUGAAGUGUUACAAAUCUACAUGAAAGAAUUGCCAUUUGAGGACAAAGUUGACCUUUUCUCUCCACUCUGUAGCAAAUAUCAGUGAGAAUAUGCUUGCAAUAAUACACAACGUAUCACACUGAGUGCCUCUCGGUGUAACAAGAUGCAUACAUGGUUUUGAUUGUCUUUUUUUGUGGUUUUCCAGACGUGUACUGAAGUGACAAUGUAUUUUGUACAUGAGGAUGAAUUCUCAACUCUCACAUGCUUCAAUGUUUUUCAGAUUCUUUCUUUAUGUGAUGUUAAUCAUUUUCACGUGGGUUGAUGCGCUUUGUUAAAGGGUUUCAAUGUAUAGAUGGUCCGUUUAGAGUGUACAUGUCACCCCUCACCUUGUUUUUUGAGAAACACAACUGGGAAGUUUGUUUCAUGUUGAUCUUGAAUGGUCAAAUAAAUGCUCGCAGACAAUAAUAAUACAGAAAAGUUCACCUUUUUUUGAUCAGGCAAAAACUAACAGGCAACCCACAUUUCUUCACUUUCUGUUUGUUUUAUAUCAACUUUUUUAUUUCACUGAGAUUUACUAAUGCAUUGUAUAUCAAGUAGUUGUAUGUGUUUGUAAAAGAGGCAUACAACACAUCUGGAUUUCUUUAAUGUUCUGUGUUCAAUGUGCACUCAGUCGGUUGGGGUAACUUAACAUGAAGGGUGGGUGGAGCAGGGGCGGAUUCUUUUUUCCAUGCAAAAGCAGUGCAAAUUACGGGAAAGCCGAAACUAGUGUGUGGUUGUCACAAAUUUCUAAGUCACACGUUUGCUACUGAUGUUAAAAUGGGGACAGAUGAUCAUGUACCUUUUUAUCCAGCUCUUUUGAACUCUCUUUAGCAGGUAGUCUAUUCACAAACGUAGUUUUGCUCCUUCUUGUCUGAUUCUUAAAUAUGAAAAUAAGUAUUUUGAUUCAUUUUGUAAAUACAGCUGUAAAGAAAAAUAAGAAAUUUAAUGUUGUCUUUUAAAUACUUUUCAUUCUAAUAUGAAUGUUGUUAUAUUGUACUUAGAAACUGUACCUUUAA
Molecule: messenger RNA, 8167 nt
Organism: Centropristis striata (black sea bass)
Lineage: Eukaryota; Metazoa; Chordata; Actinopteri; Perciformes; Serranidae
Gene: roraa
Product: RAR-related orphan receptor A, paralog a
Exons: 11
Coding region: 196-1755 (519 amino acids)
Biological process (GO): regulation of transcription by RNA polymerase II
Cellular component (GO): nucleus
Molecular function (GO): nuclear receptor activity; zinc ion binding; RNA polymerase II cis-regulatory region sequence-specific DNA binding
Source: RefSeq, a predicted model, not a curated record